AUGUGUUCGCGUUGCCGAUCGAGAGUUGUGCUGAUGCGUGAAGGCGCACUUCGUCGCAUAAGUUACUUCUGUCCGAGCUGUCAAGUGGACGGCAGUUUGCCUACCACCAGCGUGCUCCGUCCACCAGGUGCCAAGAAUCGCCCUAGGACAGCCAAAGUUGCUGUGCGAGAGCUUGUAAGACCGCGAUGUGACUGCCGACAGGCUUGCGACUUGAAGCAAACCUUCAAGACGGGGCCAAAUCGCGAGCGCCAUUUCUUCGCCUGCUCGAAGCGACGAUGCCGAACUUUCCAGUGGCUUGACGAACAACUUCCAAGCUGUGCUCACGGUCGGACCAAGAUGCGCCAAGUCCUGAAGUUGGGUGUCAACAACGGACGGUAUUUUGCAUCUUGUCGCUUGAGAAACGGCUGCGGGUUCUUCCAAUGGCUCGAGUGGCAGGAGGUCCCUGACAGUCAGCAGCCCCGUGAAGGGGUUCAACAGCGGCUCGCUUUUGCAAGCAAUGUCGGCCAGAACAUGCAGACAGCUCAACCCAACAGAGAGUUGAAUGGAGCAUUGCCUGCAUCUGCCAGCAGGCCUUGUGGACCUUCUGAGGCUUUCAGCUCGCGCCGAGCGACAAAGCGCCAGAUCUCCUCCCCGCCGGGAAGCCUCGACAAGCUAAAACGGAGCCCAGCUGUGGUGAAGACGCAUGCCGCAGCAGCCGACAGUGGCUUCAAUGCUGACCUCCGCCCAAUGCGAAAGAAGUCAUACAUCUGUCGAGACGAGUUUGAGCAGUUUCAGCAGGAGAUGAUCGCCCAGGCCGGCACACCCAUUGCACGUUCUCUUCCCGGUGAGAUGGAGGACCAGCCAGAAGAACAGCCGAGCUCUCCCAGCAGGCCGGCCAGGAAUCGAUCCAUAUUCUCCGGUCCUGUUGAGCUUGACGGAGACAAGAGGCAUGGAGUCUUGUAUGCCGAUCGCCUUGCCUUCUUUGAAAACUCCGAGGACAUUGUCUAUGCCGAUCCAGCGAAAUCGGUGCAGCUGCGGGAGAUGCAAGCUGUGAAGGCUAGUCAGGGACUUUUUGAGAUUCAAGCCCUGAGCGGGCUUCUAAAAAUGCGCUGUCGACAGGCUUUCGAUCUGUGGCAGUCGAGCCUUUCCGAAGCCUUGGAGGCGACAUUUACGAAGCACGUCAAAGGCAAGACCGUAGAAUGGUCGAACAUAAGAGAGCCCACCGAUUCGCCAGUGCGGCUACCCAAGCCAGGUGCGAGUGCAAGGCCAAUGCAUCAGGGGCCUCUGAAGAUUGUACAGGAGGAUGGAUCAGAGCAGAUGCGGUACUUCUUAGUCUACAAUGAUCGCUUUGAGCACUUCACGGACGCGGCCAAAGCUCUGAGAGGAUCUAUCUCCUCACGAGGAGUGGUGCAUGCAAUGGAUGUCACCUCAGUGCGGGUCAUCGAGAACGCGUUCGUCUUUCAGCUUCGGCAGGAAAGUCUACAUGUGCAGGUGCCGAUUGGCGAGGACAUGGAACUUUGGGUGUCUGCCUUUCAGCUUCUCUUCCACCCUCAGAAUGACGCCGGUCACAACCCCUCCAAUCUGGACGAGCUUCACGUGCUGCACAAGCGCAGCCCCUUCAUGAAGGACGGGGAGAGGCGAAAGAUGGAAUCCAACGAGCUAGCGGCCGAGGUUCAGGAUGAGCGCUUCCAACACUGGCUGCAAACCCUUCCAGAGAAGGUCAUUCACUGGGGGCUUCUCGGUUUCCAACACCAGCAACGUCUGGUGAUUCGUCUUAGCAUUCUCUUCAAGGACAGAUUGGACAGUUGGACGAGUGCUUCCAACGCAAGCUUCGGGACCAAGGAGGACAGCCGCAUCCUAAUGUCCAGUAUUCGGGGCUUGGAAACGAUCAGUGGAGGUCUCAUUCUUAACCUUGGUGGCAAAAAAGUCGGCGUCCAUGUUGGCGAUAACGACAGUUUGCAUCAAUGGUCCCGUGCACUUCUGAGUGUCCUGGCACCUAACAAGGCAGAGAGGUCGGUGAGUCCGCGUACACCGACUGAUCGACCAAGGUCUCAAACACCCACGCCCCGCUCGACGCCUCGCAAGGGUCGCGAUUGGGUUCCAGAGGUCGCAUUCAAAAGCACGAAGUCUACGCAAGCUGGAGGGAAGCAAGGCGGAAGCCGAGCUGGUGCGCAGAGAUUCACUGUGAUGCACCGUGGGGUGUCAGUGGAUUCGAUUAGCCACUUGAUGAAGGUUCAACAGCCUGAGAAACGGUUCUAUGUCCAUACGCACAAGGGUGGGACUGAAGCUGUAGAAACUUUGCAUGGGAAGUCUGGCAAGUUCCUUGCAUCAUCUCAUCACGUGGGUAGCUCGCAUGUUCGGGCGGAGAUUGCUGCAAAGCCGUACUCGCGAAGCGAGUCCAACUCUGCCAUCUCCACCCGAAGUACUUCGAGGGAAGAAGGGCUGGCAUGGAAGGUCACCGGAGACGAUAGGCAAAUCAGCCCGAGAAGACGAGCAGACCACAGCUUCGGCUUCUGGAAGAUCAACACAGAAGAAGCAGCUGUUGUAACAGCCAACAGUCGCGCGCAGACACCUCCACCAUCUGCACGACAAGGAUCCAGAUCCAGAUCACGCACUCCACCAGAUGAAACCACCUUGACGGCGAAGAUUGGGUCAGACGACUACCAGUCUCUUCGCAGCCGGGACAUGCUGUUCAAUGAUCACCGCGUAUGUGGCAAGGUUGGUGGUGCAGACCGGCGGCCUUUGCAGACUCCACGCUCCAAGAGUCAGAGCCCGUUGGUUGGGAAGGUGACAGAUGCCGGUCGCGAGCAGAAUGGCUGGCACAACCGCCGGAUCUCGCUGGCAGACAAGGUGAAAUCGUUGGCAGAGUUAUCAAGAGCAGGCGGCGGCAUCCAUGCCACACGCUGA
Molecule: messenger RNA, 2886 nt
Organism: Symbiodinium pilosum
Lineage: Eukaryota; Dinophyceae; Suessiales; Symbiodiniaceae
Source: the annotation of a GenBank genome assembly